Messenger RNA from Aspergillus viridinutans, 396 nucleotides. RefSeq lists its product as uncharacterized. The record is from RefSeq and is a predicted model, not a curated record. The transcript has 3 exons. The coding region runs from base 1 to 396 and encodes 131 amino acids. Lineage: Eukaryota; Fungi; Ascomycota; Eurotiomycetes; Eurotiales; Aspergillaceae.
AUGUCCUGCGCCAUCGUCCAGGUCUUCGAGAUGCCUGUCCGUGUGAACUACGAUCCCGCCUGCGAUCGGAAUUUCCGGCGCAAUUACCACGACCAGUUUCUGCAAUGGAUCAACACUACUAUCAACGGAGACAUCAUUGACUUUGACCGAGCUUUAGUGUUCAACGGAUUACACCUUACUGUCGGUACCUACGAUCCCAACCCAACUCCGCAUGCAGGUCCGUUAGCCACGGCGUUGGAAGUUCAGGCGGCAAUCACCACCAAAUUCAAAACCAACGGCGACAAUACAAUCCCGGCCUAUGAGAUCAGAGAACGUCUGCGAGCGCAAUCCAAGCGGGGCACAGGAGUCUUUGUGACGCCAGUGGCGAGCAAAUAUCAACAAGCUCAGGUGAUUUAG